CAGAACUUGCAACACAUUUCCUUUCAGUGACACAAGAGGCCUAGAUCAGUGGGGAACAUGGAAGCCAUCAACCCUUCCCACUACCCUGCCACAAGAGCAGCUACAGUAGCAGAGGACUACAUUAACUACAAGCUGGGAGGCCCCUAUCGCCUCUUUGCACUGAACAAAGUGAGCCAGGCCAGCCGGGAGAGGAUUGCAGGAGUUGGAAAUAAAUACUCCCUUACCUUCUCUAUAGAAGAUGUAUUGAAUGAUAAGCACAUUAUAAAUUGCACUGCAGAAGUGCUCCACUAUCUCAGUGAGCAGCACACAGCACCCAAUGUGACAUUUACACUCCAAACAGAACUUCAGGGCAAUGUGGAGGAUAAAGAUAAGGAAUUCUACAACAAAAUCAGGAGCCUGACUCAACUACUGGUGGCACACGACAUUCCAGAUAAAUUUGGCAAUGUACCUGCAGAGCUGGAGCCAAUACGGAACCUUGCACUGGCUGCUUGUGGCUUUGUGAAAUGGCAGAACUCCACUGAAAACACAUUCUACAGGAUGGCAGUAAUCAAAAGUGUCAGACAGCAGAAAAGAGAAGAUGUUGCUCUGGAGUUUCACUUUGAUAUGCUGAUCCAUGAGAUGGUCUCUCAGGAAAUGGUUCCUUGGCAAAUGGAUGUUUUAUGGGACCCAUCAGGAGGGCUGAAAAUAGUGAGACAGGUCCGUCUGCCAAAACAGUGCUGCUGCAUUGCACAGAACGACUGACAUAGUCAAGGACAUAUGUGGAAAAAUAAAGAGAACUAGAAAAAAAAAAGAAAAGAAAUGAAGCAUCGUUUCUGAUGAAUACUUACGGCACCAGUUUGCUGAUUGUCUCUCUGAAGGCAACUUUAGGUUUA
This is a messenger RNA of Xenopus laevis (African clawed frog), 872 nucleotides long. It is a transcript of the gene lxn.S, whose product is annotated as latexin S homeolog. Gene Ontology annotation, molecular function: metalloendopeptidase inhibitor activity. The record is from RefSeq and is a predicted model, not a curated record. Bases 58 to 741 code for a protein of 227 amino acids. NCBI's taxonomy places the organism in Eukaryota, Metazoa, Chordata, Amphibia, Anura, Pipidae. The transcript has 6 exons.